UGCCCUCAAUUCCUGUCUCGAACGUUUGUUUUCUUUCAAAACGAUCAGUUGGGAGCGACUCACUGUAAGUCACCCUACCUAAAAUCUGCUCUUCAUGGCAGAGAAGCUGGCUCUUUCUCUUCUUCUUUCGAACCCACCACUGCCAGCGAAGUCCUUCUUUUCCAGCCAGACUCACCACAGAAUACAUGCCAUUUCACCACCACAACCAAUAAGCCCUCGUCUCCACUACCUUCUUCCUCCUCAAACAUCCAAUUCUCAACAACCCAUUGUCCCUAAAUCCUUAAUUCCUCCUUCUUUCAUAUCUAGAAACCGAACUCGCAUCGGCAAGUCCCGGGACUCCAACCGCGGGAAGCCAUGGUCACAUCAUCGUCUCUCCACUCAAGGUCAGCGAAUUCUUCAAUUGUUGGUCGACCCAUCUUUUGAAGUCAGUGAAUUGAAUGAUGUAUUGCUUCAGUUAUUUGAGCACUACCAAGAAGAGGUUAGUGUUAAGGGUGAUGGUAUGGAUUGCUUAACCGCGGAUGUUUUGGGUAUUAUUAAGGGUUUAGGGUUUAACAAGAAAUAUGACUUGGCUUUGAGUGUGUUUGAGUGGGUGAGGAAUAGGAAGGAUUUUGAGUCUGUGUUGAGUAAUUCUGUUGUUGCUGUUGUCAUCAGUAUGCUUGGUAAGCAAAGGAAAGUUUCGGCUGCAGCAUCUUUGUUAAAUAACUUGCAUAAAAAUGGGUUUGAUUUGGAUGUGUAUGCUUAUACUUCGUUGAUAACUGCUUAUGCUAGUAAUGAGAAGUAUAGGGACGCUGUAAUGGUAUUUAAGAAGCUGGAGGAAGAGGGAUUCAGACCUACUUUGAUAACUUACAAUGUGAUUUUGAAUGUGUAUGGAAAAAUGUGUAUGCCAUGGAGUAAGAUUGCAGGUCUCAUUGAGGGAAUGAAAAGUGCUGGAGUUUCCCCUGAUUCAUACACUUAUAAUACACUAAUAAGUUGUUGCCGGCGAGGGUCUUUGCAUGAGGAAGCUGCUAGCAUAUUUGAGGAGAUGAAAUUGGCAGGGUUCAUGCCUGACAAAGUUACUUACAAUGCUUUGUUGGAUGUUUAUGGGAAGUCUAGACGGCCUAAGGAAGCCAUGUUGGUAUUAAGAGAGAUGGAGAACAAUGGAUGUUCCCCAAGCAUCGUGACUUACAAUUCACUGAUAUCAGCUUAUGCUAGAGAUGGACUGUUGGAUGAGGCCAUGGAGCUCAAGACCCAGAUGGUUGAGAAAGGGAUAAAGCCUGAUGUUUUCACAUAUACAACCCUCUUUUCAGGAUUUGAGAAGACUGGAAAGGAUGAGUCUGCAAUGAGGAUUUUUGAGGAAAUGAGAAGUGAAGGAUGUAAACCAAAUAUAUGUACUUUCAAUGCCCUAAUCAAGAUGCAUGGUAAUAGGGGCAAGUUUGCAGAAAUGAUGAAGGUUUUUGAGAAGAUCAAGACAUGCCAUUGCAGCCCAGAUAUUGUUACUUGGAAUACGCUGUUGGCAGUGUUUGGGCAAAAUGGGUUGGACUCUGAGGUGUCUGGUGUUUUCAGGGAGAUGAAGAGGUCAGGUUUCCUUCCUGAGAGGGACACUUUCAACACCUUAAUCAGUGCCUACAGUCGAUGUGGUUCUUUUGAUCAAGCCAUGGCUGUCUAUAAAAGAAUGCUAGAAGCCGGUGUUACUCCUGAUCUUUCUACCUACAAUGCUGUUUUGGCAGCAUUGGCUCGGGGAGGGCUUUGGGAACAGGCUGAGAUAAUUCUUGCUGAAAUGAAGGAUGGUCGGUGCAAGCCCAAUGAGCUAACAUAUUCUUCCUUGCUUCAUUCUUAUGCCAACGGUAGGGAGAUUGAGCGAAUGCAUGCUCUGGCAGAAGAUAUAUACACUGGUGUGAUUGCACCUGAUACUGUGCUCUUGAAGACCCUUGUUUUAGUUUAUAGUAAACGUGACCUUCUGAUGGAAACAGAGCGUGCAUUCUUGGAGCUGAAGAAGAAUGGGUAUUCGCCUGAUAUAACAACUUUGAAUGCCAUGGUUUCAAUAUAUGGGAGGAGGCAGAUGGUUUCCAAAACAAAUGAGAUAUUGAACUUUAUGAAUGAGAGUGGUUUCACUCCCAGCUUGACAACUUAUAACAGUUUGAUGUAUAUGCACAGCCGCUCUGAAAAUUUUGAGACAGCAGAAGAUCUUUUAAGGGAAAUUAUAGCAAAAGGUAUGAAGCCUGAUAUAAUUUCAUACAAUACAGUCAUUUAUGCGUAUUGUAGAAAUGGUAGAAUGCAAGAGGCUUCGCGAAUGUUCACAGAAAUGAAGAAUUCUGGGAUUGUUCCAGAUGUAAUCACAUAUAAUACCUUUGUUGCAUGUUAUGCAGCUGAUUCAUUGUUUGAGGAGGCUAUUAAUGUUGUUCAAUAUAUGAUGAAGAAUGGUUGUAAACCAAAUCAGAACACAUACAAUUCCAUUGUAGAUGGCUAUUGUAAAUACAACCGCCGAGAUGAGGCAACUAUGUUUAUCAAGGACCUCCGUAGCCUCGAUCCAUAUAUUUCUGAUCAAGAGGAGUCUAGGUUAUCAGAACGUAUAAUCAAGAAAUGGUCAUAGAUUAUCAUUUUCUUUAAGAGGCAUGAGCUCAGUAGGCAUGCUCGCAUCUGAGAGACUGAGACAUGCAUAUGGUUCUUGGUUCUCUCAUGGAGAUGAGAAGCUGAAGAUGUUGUGAAUGAUUCUGUGGCCUUAAAUUCAGUAGGCCAACUGCAAGACAUUAUAUUUAAUUUUAUCAGGAGGCCUUAAAUUCAAGCAGGAGAAGCUAUAAAGGGAAAAGGGAGGCCUACAAAGACAUAUGCGAGGCCUUAAAUGUAUCAGAACACAUGUAGGGGAUAGAAAAUGAUUUUUUUUUUGAGCGAGAUGGCAGUUGCAUAACUUCAAGUUUGACUGAGAGUUGCAACGGGCAG
Messenger RNA from Tripterygium wilfordii, 2916 nucleotides. Its product is annotated as pentatricopeptide repeat-containing protein At5g02860-like. The record is from RefSeq and is a predicted model, not a curated record. Lineage: Eukaryota; Viridiplantae; Streptophyta; Magnoliopsida; Celastrales; Celastraceae. Gene Ontology annotation, molecular function: protein binding. The transcript is spliced from 2 exons. Bases 95 to 2569 code for a protein of 824 amino acids.